Molecule: messenger RNA, 1920 nt
Organism: Hansenula anomala
Lineage: Eukaryota; Fungi; Ascomycota; Saccharomycetes; Phaffomycetales; Wickerhamomycetaceae
Gene: NOG1
Product: putative GTPase NOG1
Exons: 1
Coding region: 1-1920 (639 amino acids)
Biological process (GO): ribosomal large subunit biogenesis
Cellular component (GO): nucleolus
Molecular function (GO): GTP binding; RNA binding; GTPase activity
Source: RefSeq, a predicted model, not a curated record
AUGCAACUUACCUGGAAAGAUAUCCCAACUGUCCCUGAGGCUAAUGACCUUUUGGAUAUUGUUCUAAAUAGAACUCAAAGAAAAACUCCAACUGUUAUUAGACCUGGUUUCAAAAUCACUCGUAUUAGAGCUUUCUAUAUGAGAAAAGUUAAAUUUACUGCUGAAGGUUUUGAUGAAAAAUUCCAAGAUUUAAUCAGUGGAUUCCCAAAAAUUGAUGAUGUUCAUCCUUUCCAUAGAGAUUUAAUGGAUACUUUAUAUGAAAAAAAUCAUUAUAAAGUUUCUUUAGCUGCCGUUUCAAGAUCUAAAACUUUAAUUGAACAAGUUGCAAGAGAUUAUAUCAGAUUGUUAAAAUUUGGUCAAUCUUUAUUCCAAUGUAAACAAUUGAAAAGAGCUGCUUUAGGUAGAAUGGCUACAAUUGUUAAAAAAUUAAAAGAUCCUUUAACUUAUUUAGAACAAGUUCGUCAACAUUUAGGUCGUUUACCUUCAAUUGAUCCAAACACAAGAACUUUAUUGAUCUGUGGUUAUCCAAAUGUUGGUAAAUCUUCAUUUUUACGUUGUAUUACAAAAGCUGAUGUGGAAGUUCAACCUUAUGCAUUCACAACAAAAUCUUUAUACGUUGGUCAUUUUGAUUAUAAAUAUUUAAGAUUCCAAGCUAUUGAUACUCCAGGUAUCUUGGAUAGACCAACUGAAGAAAUGAAUAACAUUGAAAUGCAAUCUAUUUAUGCUAUUGCUCAUUUAAGAUCAACUGUUUUAUAUUUCAUGGAUAUUUCAGAACAAUGUGGGUUUUCAAUUGAAGCUCAAGUCAAAUUAUUCCAUUCAAUCAAACCAUUAUUUGCAAAUAAAUCAGUCUUGGUUGUUAUAAAUAAAACUGAUAUCAUUAGACCUGAAGAUUUAGAUCAAGAACGUCAAGAUUUGAUUCAAACUUUAACCCAAGUCCCAGGUGUGGAAAUCAUGACAACUUCAUGUCAUGAAGAAGAUAAUGUUUUCCAAGUUAGAAACAAGGCUUGUGAAAAAUUAUUAACUUCAAGAAUUGAACAAAAAUUAAAAGGUACUGCUCGUGUUAAUAACGUUUUAAAUAAAAUCCAUGUUUCAAGACCAACUCCAAGAGAUGAAUUGAAAAGAGAUGCUUUUAUUCCAGAAGGUGUUGCUAAAUUAACUAAAUAUGAUAUUGAAGAUCCAAAUAGACGUGUUUUACAUCGUGAUAUUGAAGCUGAAAAUGGUGGUGCAGGUGUUUAUAACAUUAAUUUAAAAGAUGCUUAUUUAUUAGAGGAUGAAGAAUGGAAAAAUGACAAGAUGCCUGAAAUUUUGGAUGGUAAAAAUGUUUAUGAUUUCUUGGAUGCUGAUAUUGCAGCAAAAUUACAAGCUUUAGAAGAAGAGGAGGAAAAAUUAGAAAAUGAAGGAUUUUAUGAUAGUGAUUCUGAAAUUGAAGAUGAAGAAGUUGAAGAUAUUCAAGAAAAAGCUCAAUGGAUUAGAGAUAAACAACAAAAAAUGAUAAAUGCUGCUAGAAAUAGAAAAGCUUUGAAAAAUGGUGGUACUAUGCCUCGUUCUAAAUUGACCAAGAAUUAUUCAGAAUUAGAAGAACAUUUACAAUCUUUGGGUCAUGAUACUUCAAUUCUUAACUCUAAAAAGAAUAAAAAAUUGGGUGAUCGUUCAUAUCAAGAAACUGGUGCUGAAGUUUUACAACAAGAAUUCCAAGAUUUUGCUGAUUAUAAAAAACAACCAGCUUAUAAAUCUGAUCGUUUGAAUGAUGGUGUUAGUGAUGGUGCUCUUAGAUCCAAAGCUGAUAGAUUGGCCAAGAUCCAAAGAAGAGAACGUAAUAGACAAGCUAGACAAGGUGAAGCUGAUCGUCAUGCUACUGCCUCUUUACCAAAACAUUUAUUCUCUGGUAAACGUGGUGUUGGUAAGACUGAUCGUCGUUAA